CCGAGGAUAGAUAAGUCGGUUGCGUUACAGAGCUCGAAAUUUAUCCGAAAUAAAGUACGCUAUUUGCCAGUGGUAACGUGAAUGUACAAUUGUUCGCAUCUUAGGCAUCUUAGGUAUCGUUAUUGUUUUCAAUUCCAUAAACAGAGUAGAUCAAUUAAGAAAUAGAUCAGUUGGGCGCAGAGAAUAAAUAACUUGCUUGUGAAGUUACAAGUUUUUUCCGUGAGAAUGGACUCCGAAUAAAGCCGAUGGCUAAGAGAUUCUCAUAUACCUUUUGGAUGUAUAAAUAUGCCAGGUUGUGCAGCAGUUGGCUGCAAUAAUCGUAGUGAAAAGGGAUAUAUUAUGAAAUGUUUUCCACGUGAUCCAAAGCUAAGAAAAAUUUGGCAGGAACGCGUGGCUAGAGCUGAUUGGGAACCAUCAAACAAUUCUUUUCUGUGUCAUGUACAUUUUGAACCUCAAGAAUGGUCCAUUACACAAACUGGAAGAAUUAGAUUAAGGAAGAAUGCUGUUCCUUCUAUAUUCACUGUAACAUCCACCAGAAAAUCACCCAAAAAACGAACCCAGAUAAUCAACAUUAAAGACGAGAACUUAUCGCAGAGUGAAUGUAGUGUAGAAUAUAUGGAGGUUGAUACAGAACAUUCAUCCACAGGACAUAUAGAAGAGAAGGACUCAGAUUCUCAGGAUGUUUGCGAAACAUCUGUGCAGUCCGUUAAGAAUACAUUUAAACAUGUUCCUAAGAGUGUGAAAGAGGGAGACGAACAAGAAGAAAGUGUUAGUUCUGAUGCCAAUAAAAAAAUCGUAGUCAUGAUUGCAGAGGAUAAUGUUACAGAUGGUAGUAGUAUUGUAAAACAAGAUAAUCAUAAAAUUAAAUUGAAUGAUAGAAAGAAAGAAGCUGGAUUAUCAUUGACGAUUAACAAUUCAGAAAAUACAUUACCAAGCACCGUUGUAAAAAAAGAGGUAAAGUUAGAAGUUAUGGAUCACCAUACAUUCGAAGAUAGUUAUGAUGAAAUUGAGGAGAAGUUAAAGCAGAUUUGUGAUGGUGGAUUAACCGAAGAUGAUAAUUAUAAGAAUAAUGAGAAGAAUAAGUUGUCCAUUAAGAGUUACAAGGAGGAUGAUGAUGUAGUAAUGAUAGGUGGAAGCAGCGAUCUUAAGAAUGGUGAACAAAAGGUUACUACAUCUGUUAACACAGACCAUGGUUUUCCAUCAAGGAAUGAAGUUGGACACAGUGUUGCUGACAAGGAAGAAAAUGUGGAGAUAAUUUUUGGCACAGAAAGUGGAGAUGAGAAAAUGCCAGAAUCUCAGAUAAUAUCAAAAGUAAAUACAGCCAAUGAUAAUACUUUACAGGAUCAGGAAGUAAUCUCUAUUAAAGAUGAAAAGAAGGUAUUUAAUGAAGAUAUCGAAGAAAAUUUUUCUAAAGAUGAAGUACAUGUCAUACCAAAUAUAAGGGCUGCCAUGAAACGUAAGAGAAGAACCAGAGAGGAAAUAAUGAAAUCAAUAAAGAAAUCGAUUAGGAGUAUUUCCGAUGCAGAUAUUAAUUCUUCGAGUAACAGUGAAUUGUCAGACACAGACACGAGGAACGAUUCACCACUGUUCUCACAAGAAAUGAAGAGUAUGGAUAAAAGAAACAUGGAAAUAGAAACAACUAAAUUCGUUAUAAAGGUAACUGGUGAUCCUGACGAUGUAAGCGAAAUUAUUGAAGAAUUAUCAUCUAAUACAAUAGAAACCCAAAAACUCGGUACUUUUUACAAAAAUGAAGAAAACAAUGAAUUUGUUACAUCUGUGAUAACAGUAUUGUCACCUAAAAAUCCUACAGAAGUAAUAUACAGUAAUUUCAGUAGUCCAUUAAGCAAAGACGAGUAUGUAACUGUGAGCAAAAAUGAGUUAACAAUACAUCAUUCUCCUUGUGAGGAAAACCAGUUUACAAGAUUAGACUGUAUGUAUAGUUCUAAUAAAAGUCACUCCUCGUGUUUAAAACAUGCCUGUUUUGGAGAGGAGAAUAAACAUCACACACAAAUCAAGCCUACAGUACAGAGUUCUACACAGAAUACUCAAACCACUCAAGAAAAGAGUGAUAGAUGUAUUUCCUCUGACCAUGAAGAACUGUUAGAAAAAAUACAAAUUCAAGAGGAUGUCAUUGAAAAAUUAAUCGAUCAAUUGAUUAUCUAUAAAGAAUUAGAAAACAAUAGGAGAAAUAUGAGCAUUGGUCAAGACAGUCCAGCUAAAGAAUUUGACCCAACAAGAAUUUAUACAAGAUCAAGUAACAACCAAUCUCCAGCUCUUACUAAGAAAGUUAUAGAGUCUAAACAAAGACUGAUAGAAGAUUUAUCUAAUAGAGUGAAUUAUUUCGAAGAGAUGAAUAAGAAACUAAUGAAAACGGUUACAUUGGAAUCUCAACAGAAAAGGAAACUCGAGGGACAGAUUAGACAGAAGGAUAAUCGAAUAAAAGAGCUUAACUGGAAACUGGAGAAGGCAUCGAAAUAUCUUGAAAGAGCAGAAAAGAAUACAAAUACAUACAGAAGGAAGAUGUUAAAUAUGCAGACCAUCAUGAGAAGAAGAAAACUUUUAGAUGAAAAGAUGAGCAAAUUUAAUGAAAUGUUAAUUGAUAGCUCUAAACAAGAAUUUUCAGAAAAGGCUUUAGUCAUGGCAGCGGAUAUUAGAAAAACUUGUGGAAGAAAUGGCUAUGAUAAAUUACUCUCUUAUGGGUUUCCAUUACCACCAUUACCAUCUUUACGGAAAGGAAUUCUUAAUGAAGAUACUCCAGAUCCGAGUAAAAGUGAUGUAGAGAAAAUAAAAAACAAUACAAAGUUAUGCGUUAAAGUAGAGAAAGCUCAAGAUAUAAAGGAUGAAUCUACAGCAGACAAGAAUAAUUCAGAGGUUCCGGAUCCAACUGCUAAAACAGGUGAAUUUGAUGGAGUAGAAACGGUAACAGGAACUGUACAAGAUAUAUUCGAAGAAAAUAAUGACGGUGAUGACUUUAGUACAAAUGAAUUAAGAGAACAUUUCAUUCUACAGUUAAAUGCAGUCAUGUAGCUGUGGUACUACUGUUCGAGAAUAGCCGCGUUUUUUACCAUUUUAGAAUUAGGAAAUGUAAUAGUAAAAUCAUGAAUAUUUAGAUAGGUUUUCUUCUGUCAUUGUACAAUAUCCAUUGU
This is a messenger RNA of Dufourea novaeangliae, 3146 nucleotides long. RefSeq names its product putative leucine-rich repeat-containing protein DDB_G0290503. Bases 286 to 3027 code for a protein of 913 amino acids. The record is from RefSeq and is a predicted model, not a curated record. NCBI's taxonomy places the organism in Eukaryota, Metazoa, Arthropoda, Insecta, Hymenoptera, Halictidae. The transcript has 2 exons.